Annulohypoxylon maeteangense is the source of this 2621-nucleotide messenger RNA. RefSeq lists its product as uncharacterized. The transcript is spliced from 2 exons. NCBI's taxonomy places the organism in Eukaryota, Fungi, Ascomycota, Sordariomycetes, Xylariales, Hypoxylaceae. The coding region runs from base 188 to 2446 and encodes 752 amino acids. The record is from RefSeq and is a predicted model, not a curated record.
CUUGUAAUAUCGAUCCCUUUAUUCAUUCUAUUUUUCAUUUCCACGUACUUCACAACCUCAUUACAGAAACCAUCCCAUACAACAAGGGAACCCAGCAGCUACUAGUGCUAGCCAGCCAGCCAACCUCACUCACUCGCUUGGUAUCCAAUGGAUAUUGCUUAGAAAAGCAUUCACUCUCAUUAUCAUCAUGGCGCUGCAAUAUUCGCCUACCCUGUCAGGCCCUGGCGGCUGGCCUUCUGGGGCUAUACCCACUGAGGUUUUCUGGGUGGUUGCAUCAUACCUACCAGAUCGCGAGGACAUCAAAUCAAUGCGCCUAGUCAACCGAGAAUUCAAUGGCAAGGUGUUGUGUCACUUCAUGAAACAGGUCGUCAUUAGCUUCGGUCCUGAACAGGCCAUGAAAUUCGCCGAUGGUGUAGUCGGUGGCAACAACCUAUCUUCGUUCGACAUGACAGAGAAAGUUCUGAAAUCGACCCUAUUUCAUUACUUAGCCCCGCACAUUCAGCGUUUGGGGCUCACGCUCGAGUUAAGCGAAGACGAGCUAGCUUCUCCGAAUGUUGACAACUUAGAUGAGAUAUGCCUUCGUUCUUGGGGUGUCUACAGAUGGUUUGUACCUUCCGACAAACAUCUGACUCCCCUGGAGAAGGUGACGAUGGCUCUAGAAAAGUGUCAGGGUGUUGUUCGCCUCUUAAGCAAGGUUACCAAUGUCCGCGAAUUCGCAUUAUCUUGCGAUGGAUGCCUAGGUUAUCUCCAAGGCCCUGACGUGAACCCCUUCCAGCCUCCCGGAAGACUGCCGGUAUUCGGCAACCACAACGCGGUUCGCGUUACCGAGGAUAAAUCCCUGCAGGUCAGAUUCGACAAGUCGUAUAAGCUGGAAGUUAUAGAACGCAAGUUAGCUGCCGCUGGGGUUAAAACGGCAGACAUCCCUCGCAAGAUUUCCCAGCUUCGGAAAUCUGAAGGCAUUACCCUCAAAAAUCUAGUGAAGGAGAAGCGAGAUAGAGCUCCCCUUCCUCUCAGCCGUUAUCAGCAUGAAGUUACACGUGACAAAGUGAAUGACGACCAGAUCCGCUUGCAGCCAGAUCAGCUUACUGAAUCGCAAAAGUGGUACAUGCAUCGUCAUUUAUCUACACAAGGCGCUAUGAUUCAAUCCUUCAUGAUCACGAUGCUUGAUAACAGCACCGCCUUUACAAGGUUGACCAAGCUGAACCUCGCGCGUAUUCCGAGCUUUCAUCUCGACAGUCUUUGCCGUGAUGACUUCUGGUCCUCCUUGCCACAAGUGGAGGAUGUCGCUCUGGGCGUUAUUCCUGACUGGAGAAGCUUGAAGCAGGAAAGCCAAUUCGACAUUAGCGUGAGACAGGUAUAUCCCACGGAUGCAAUUCCCAAAGUCUUCAACUUAUUGAAGAACUACAUCGGUAAGCAGCCUAACAUCGAGCGGCUCCAUUUCGAAUGGCACUGUGGUGGAGAGUUCGCCGCUGGAAUCGCGCAAAGGGGUAGAUACGUCCUACCUGCGCCUUUCAUCGCACAGCACCGAAUGGUGAUAGACUCAAGCCAGGGGAACAUUCUCAUCCUGCCGUACAUCACCCAUUUAUCUCUGAAGAAUUGUUGGUUUGCACCCAACGUAUUCUACCGCAUUAUGAAGACUAUGGCUGCGGACCGCUGUCUCGAGUCUCUUGAGCUGGAGUCGGUCUCCCUUAGUGGCUGUCCAAUCAUCCGUGGACUCAUGGCAGACAUAGAUCCGAUGCCUCAUCAGGUCACGGUUCACACCUACAGAUACGAUUAUAGUCCGCAGUUAUAUGUUCUUCGAGCUGGUUGGAAUUUCUCUUGGAGUCAUGUGAUUGACUUGUUAUCGCCUAUCAAGACUAUUUCCGAGACUGUCGGUGAGCUAUUAGGCGGAAAUGUGCUUCCUCGAACGAAGAAAGGAAACAAGAUCCAAAGACUCGUCUUCAAGUCUUGCGGGUACGUCGACGUACCCGACAAACGCUUCAUCUCGUAUCGACAUGAUGAAUUUAUAAUAUCCGAUGGGUCGCUUUUCCUAGAGAAGAUGCGGGUCUUCAACGAGAAUAACCCAAGGAUGCUCCAGAUGGAACGAUUCGUGCAGGUCUCGACCGACAGACAUCUGGCCACCGUUCGUGACUUAUUCGAUCCGAUGGAGGAGUUAGCUUUGGAGAAGGUGUAUGGACUACGUACAGGAUGGGCCGGUGUCUACGACGAGGCCAUGAUCAAGGCUGCCAAGCGAGACGGCGCCUUUUCCCCUGGCAUAGGACGCUUCUCCGGAACGAUCGAGCGCGUCCCGGAUGUCGUAUCAGCAGAUGACGAUGACUUACCCGACGUCCAGAUGAACACAGCUCCCUUUGAGCAUGGCUACGAUGACGCGAACGGUCUAAGUCGACUUCUGAAGAAUAUUGAGCAGCGCCAGAAGUAUACAGUCGAAAACUUUGGUCCUCAGUAAUGCUGAGGUACCUACCUAGUAUGUAUACAUCAAAAGUCCCGGCGUACUUUCCUCCUUUUUUCCAUAACGGCAUACUAGGAGGUACCUAUGCAUCAGGCAGGCGUUAUGGAGUCCAUGAAGGCAGGCGUCUCUCUAUUCUGCAACCAUAUGGGAAGGACCUUGAAGUGUCUUUCCA